Molecule: messenger RNA, 1356 nt
Organism: Lasiosphaeria miniovina
Lineage: Eukaryota; Fungi; Ascomycota; Sordariomycetes; Sordariales; Lasiosphaeriaceae
Product: glycoside hydrolase family 72 protein
Exons: 3
Coding region: 1-1356 (451 amino acids)
Biological process (GO): fungal-type cell wall (1->3)-beta-D-glucan biosynthetic process; fungal-type cell wall organization
Cellular component (GO): plasma membrane
Molecular function (GO): 1,3-beta-glucanosyltransferase activity
Source: RefSeq, a predicted model, not a curated record
AUGCGGUCUUUCGCACUCGUGUCCGCGCUCGCGGCUGUUUCAGCCGUGCAGGCCGGCCCGACCAAGCGCGCCUCCAUCACGUCUGUCACAACCAAGGGCAACGCCUUCUUCGUUGGCGAUGACAGGUUCUACAUCCGCGGCGUCGACUACCAACCCGGUGGAUCGGCCGCCAAUGUCGACCCGCUCGCCGACAAGAAAAUCUGCGAGCCCGACAUCGAGAAGUUCAAGAAGCUCGGAGUCAACGUGGUGCGCGUCUACUCGACCGAUAACUCUCUGGACCACACCGACUGCAUGAACGCACUGUCAGAUGCCGGCAUUUAUGUCGUUCUCGAUGCCAACAACCCGCUCUAUUCCAUCAACCGCGAGAACCCGGGCCCCUCGUACAAUGCUGCGUACUUGCAGAGCGUGUUUGCUACCAUUGACGCCUUCAUCAAGUUUGACAACACGCUUGGUUUCUUUUCCGGCAACGAGGUUAUCCACGACAACAAGAGCACCACUCUUGCUGCCCGCUAUGUCAAGGCCACUACCCGUGACAUGAGACAGUACAUCCGCGCCCGCGGCUACCGCCACGCCCUCGUAGGGUACUCUGCUGCCGAUGUCACCGAUAACCGCAUGCAGACCGCAGCGUACUUCAACUGCGGAACCGACGAUGAACGCAGCGACUUCUUUGCCUUUAACGACUACUCCUGGUGCAGCAGCGACUUUGUGACCUCGGGCUGGGACAAGAAGGUCCAGUCCUUCAGUGGGUAUGGUCUUCCCAUCUUCCUCUCCGAGUAUGGCUGCAACGCAAACGUACGUGACUUUGGCGAGGUCAACGCGCUCAUGAGCGACAAGAUGACGUCUGUCUACUCGGGUGGUCUGCUCUACGAGUACACGUACGAGGAGAACAAGUACGGAAUUGUCAACAUCACCACCGGCCGCGCCAACCUUGCGGGCCCCCGUGUUGAGCUCGACGAGUUUGCAGCCUUCGCCAAGGCCCUCAAGAACAACCCAGCCCCGACCGGAACUGGUGGCUACAACCCGAGCGCCACCAGCCAGCCGUGCCCCACCAAGGACACCAACUGGAUCGUUGAGACCACGCUUCUACCUGCCCUUCCCGAUGGAGCCAAGAAGUUCCUGACCGAAGGUGCGGGCAAGGGCCCCGGCCUCAAGGGCGCAGGCUCGCAAAAUGCCGGUGGCAGCUCAACGACCGAUGCCGCCCCCGGCUCCGGCACCUCGGGCGUGACCGCCGGCGCCGCUGCUGGUACGAGCAGCAAGGCUGCCGGUGUAUCGCUCAUGGCGCCACUCGACAAGGCGCCAUUCAUCAUCUCGGGCAUCGUGGCCUUCUUCACCCUCGCCGGCGCCUUCGCUCUGUAG